AUGACUUUUCCUCAAACUGCUGAAGGUAUUACCAAGUACCUUAGGUCAAAAACUAUCUCAACUACAGAAGUAUGUCAAAUUGCACAGAAGAUUGAGGCUGGAGAAUGUGAAUUUUAUUUCCCUAAUGCCCAUGUUUUCAUUAUUGAGUUAAUUAUUGAUAGAUGGAAUGAUGCGAAGAAUGUGGACUUUAAGGAGGAUUGGAAUAUUUGGAAAUUAUUUAAUACGCUUUGGCUUAGAAUCCAGGAUGAGGAUCAUCAGAAGAAGCUGCUAAAGGGUCUUAGAUAUAUUUCUAACUUACUGCAGACUAUUCAGCUUAUUAAGGGGUCUUAUGAUGAUUUUGCAAGAGUUCUGCUGGAACAGUUUCGGCUGAUCAACCGUACCACAGCUGUUCAGUGCUCGCCAGAAGACUCUAUUAAGGUUAUUGGAGGUGUAUUGAAUUUAGUUCUAUAUUGUGAGAAGCCUCAUUUACACCUAAGAGAAUCUAUCAUUUCAGAAGCGAUCAUUUUGGUUGACAUAGAAAAUGUUACGAAAUCUACCUCGAAGCUUAUACUUGCAUAUUUGAAGCACCUUCUAUCUCCCACAAUGAGCUACUUCUACAGAUUUGAUUUUGAUUCUGUUGACAGUUACAAUGUCAGAUUGCUGAAUAUGUUGGGAAAGUUUUUAUUUAAUGAUAAUCCUAAUAUUUUGGCUAACCUAAAGACCUUCAUUGAGGAAGGAAAGCUGGAAUUGGAGACUGCUACUACGCUGUUUAAAUCCACCAUAUAUUUUCUGUCCGGGACAGAUUUCAAGAAGCUAGAAGAUCUGUUUACAAUGAUUGUCGAGAUCUCUCCAGAAUCGGCAUCUAAAAUGCUGUCGGCAUUAUCGCAUUCUAAGAAGACAUUGUCACAAGAGUUUCUGGAGAACCUAUUUAAUGUUACUAUCCCGCAAGAAGACCUUAAAUUGCUAUCGAAUAUAAUCAACUUAGAUAUUGAUGUUGGUAUCAAAAACACCAACCGCCUGUUAAAGAUAUUGUCCAAUGCUGAGCCAAGUAAUAUUACAAUUGAAUUAUGGUCUAAACUGGUGAAAUGUUAUGUUGCAGCCCGAGAGUUACCAAAGUUUAUUGAUACUUUAAAGGAAUAUGCAAACCAAACUGAAUGUGACCUAUUGUUGAAGGAUGUGAGGUUUUUUGGUGUAGUGGUUCAAAGCGUUCCGUUGCUUUCUGUCACACAAUUAAAGUUGCUUCUAAACGAUCUUGUUGAUGAAAUCAUUCGCACCAAAACAGCGCCUACAAUCCUAGUUACUUCCAUUGUUGUAAGAGGAUUAAAGGAUAUUUCUUCUUCUACAUUAUCAGAACUUCGACUAAUUCUUGCAAAGAUCUUCGAAAUUCAGUAUAUUGAGGUACUAGAGUUCUGGGAUCUAAGAUACCAUGUUUUAGAAGUUUAUGAAGACCUUUUAACUGAGGACUCUGCAUCAAGUUUUGACAUUAAACAGUUACUAGGAACUGUUAAAAAACCUCCGGUUACUUUCUUUCUUAAUAUCUUCAAAUUACGAGAACUGGUAGAGUUUAAAAUGGAGGAAGUCAUUUGCAGUUUCAUGGCGUGUUUGGCUGAACUGUCUUCUGCGGAAGAUGUGUUAUUGGAAUUAUUCCAGAGAUGGAGUUCUAUUGUUGAAUUGACUUUUAGUAAGGAAGAUAUCGAGAACUUGAUACUCAUCUCUUUGAAAGAUGAUAAUAUAUCGAUCUUUGAUGAGAUAUUUAAGGAUGAUGAUUUUUUUGAAGAGAACCGUAUAAUGCAAAUUCUAGUAACACACUUAGCUGGUAUGAUCAAUAACGAAAGCUGUUUGAACUUACUCAUUCAGAUUCCAAUUCAAUGCAUUAACAAACACAUUAGAGUUGAAACUAUCAACAAAACGAUGGAAAAGCCGCAAUUAUUAGAACAGGAUCUAAGACUGUUAAAGCAUCUUCUCCUAAAUCCAACUUUUAAAUCCUAUUUGGAAUCAGAUCCAGAUCAACUAAUGAAGGUGGUGUCACAACCAAGUGCCAUUUAUUUCACUAAAAAUGACGUUUUUGAAAUUGUUUGGUUGAAUAAUGUCAAUAAUAUAAGGGCCCCAGAAUGCAAGUCAUAUAUUAUGCAUACUAUCUCCACUCUCUUAUCACAGAUCAAGCAGCAGUUUAGUUUCCCGGUAUACAAACUGUCCUAUUAUGUUGUUCAAUCAACUCCAGAUACUAUCUCGGAGUGCAACGAACUGAGAAAGCAGUAUAUUUCUGGCGUAACAGCGUACCUUGAAAGCUUGACUAACUUCGAUAAAAAUGCUGAGCUAGUAUCAUGGCUUCUGAAGUCACUAUAUUACAUAUCUGAGUCAGGAAAAGAAGCAGAAAAAGUACCAGACAAUUUAAUAGAAAAACUGUCACUAGGUUUGAGAAGAACAAGAAAUCCUUUAUUGCUGGAGAGUUUCUUUAUGCUGUUAACAACAAGAAAUACCGAAAAGCUGAAAUAUCUUUUGGCGCAUUACCUCGUGUUGAGGUCUUAUAAUGUUGAGAAAACAAAUUUACGCUUGAGCAUAGAAUCACUUGUAAAAAGGGUUUUACUAUUAGAUGAAAACUCUUUCAACGAUUCAUUUGAAUUAAUUAUUGCUUCGUUUGCAGAAUGCAGCACCGAAAACAUUAUUUGGCUAGUUGAACUUUAUGAAAUCUUCACCGCAUUUUUAUCUAAAAGCAACACCAAAGGUACCUUUUUAUUCACAAAGUCUAUUUCUGAGUUUCACACUAAUUCCAACCUGUACAUUGGUAACCGUGAAGCUAUAGUCACAGUUAUUAACAUUUACAAAAACUAUCUUUCUACAAAACCAUGGCUAUUCCCUCAAUAUGCGAUCGAGUUAUUGUUCCCAAUGUGCAUUAAGCUCAAUGUUUCCAUGAGCGCCAGAAAUCAGGAAAACUGGGAUGACUGUUAUAUCUUAACAACCCAACUACUUUCAUCUGUGUUAAUAUAUCACAGGUACAAAUUAUCAAGCCGUCAUCAUCUCAUGAAUACGUCGAUAUGCUCUUUGUUAGAAAUUAUCUCUAGUGAUACAAAUCUGACAGCAAAUUCCGCCAGAUCUCUGGCAAGAUUAAUUACAAACCUUUGUGAACCUUCCAACGUCUCAGAUUUCGCCAAAGACUCACUAAAUUCGAAGAUUACUUUCAUAAAAAGAUCCUUGAGGAGAUUUUUGCCUGUAAUUCUAUUGAAGUUUAUUAACUUAUCAGUCUCAAAGCCAUUCAGCAUGUCAAUCCGUAAUGAGCUUACCAUCAGCAUCUAUUCUAUCUUUGACGUAUUAUCACCAACGGAGUUUGCAAUAGUGAAUGCGAACAUAGAUUCUGCAGACCGAGCUUAUUUGAAGGCUCUGUACGAUGAUUACAGGAAGGUCGGUAAAUGGAGAGACGAUUAG
Molecule: messenger RNA, 3402 nt
Organism: Eremothecium sinecaudum
Lineage: Eukaryota; Fungi; Ascomycota; Saccharomycetes; Saccharomycetales; Saccharomycetaceae
Gene: URB2
Product: ribosome biogenesis protein URB2
Exons: 1
Coding region: 1-3402 (1133 amino acids)
Biological process (GO): ribosome biogenesis
Cellular component (GO): nucleolus
Source: RefSeq, a predicted model, not a curated record